GGCGGGGCAGCGCUCCCGGUGGGGGCGCGGCGGCUCCUCCGCUCCUCGGCCUGGGCCCGGGCGGGGGUUAUGGGCACAGCGGGAGCCGGUGGUGCUGCCGCUGCUCUCCGGCUGCCCGGGCUGCAUGGCUACGCGGUGGAGUUCUCGCCCUACUGGCCCGGGCGUGUGGCCUGCGCCGCCGCGCAGUACUACGGGAUCGCAGGUUGUGGGACUCUAGCAGUGCUGGAACAAAAUGAAGCUGGGAUUGUUCUGCUCAGGAGUUUUGACUGGAAUGAUGGCCUGUUUGAUGUGACCUGGAGUGAGAAUAAUGAACACGUGUUGAUCACUUCUAGUGGAGAUGGAUCUCUGCAAAUCUGGGAUACAGCUAAAACCAAAGGUCCACUGCAAGUCUACAAAGAGCACACACAGGAGGCAUAUAGUGUUGACUGGAGCCAAACCAGAGGAGAGCAGCUAGUGGUGUCUGGUUCAUGGGAUCAAACAGCCAAGCUGUGGGAUCCAGCUGUGGGGAAGUCAUUACGCACUUUCAAAGGCCACGAAGGGGUCAUUUACAGCACUAUAUGGUCUCCACACAUCCCAGGUUGUUUUGCAUCUGCCUCAGGUGACCAGACUUUGAGAGUUUGGGAUGUGAAAGCUCCAGGAGCCAAACUGGUGAUACCAGCCCACCAGGCUGAGAUAUUGAGCUGUGACUGGUGCAAAUAUGAUGAGAACUUGCUGGUGACUGGUGCUGUUGACUGCAGCUUGAAGGGCUGGGAUUUGCGGAACAUCCGGCAACCAGUGUUCAUCUUGCUGGGUCAUACCUAUGCUAUCAGAAGAGUGAAAUUUUCACCAUUCCAUGCAAACUUAUUGGCCUCUUGCUCCUAUGAUUUUACUGUGAGAUUCUGGGACUUCUCCAAUCCUAAUCCUUUGCUGGAAACAGUCGAGCAUCAUACUGAAUUUACAUGUGGACUUGAUUUAAGUCUUCACAACCGUGGUCAGGUGGUGGACUGCGCUUGGGAUGAACUAAUAAAGAUCUAUACUCCAUCAUGUCUGGCAGUCCCUGUCUAGAGAAAAAAUGAAGAUCUGACACACCAGGAACCUUCCUGUCUCCCCCCACAACCAGACUUGUACUUAAAUGUCAACUGUGUCACUAAUCUUAGUGUCUCUUUCUAAGUAAAACUCUGAAUGGGUUUUUUUAUGCACUUAAGCAUGUGGAAAUUUUAGGUCUUGAUUUACUGUAUGGUAGCACUUGAGCCAGCAAAAUGUUCAGCAGCUACUGAAUGGCUGAGGAGUGGCUGUAGGAGUUUGGAGCUGGUGUCUUCGGAGUAGAAUCACCAACACUAUUUUAUCAUCUGUCUGGAUAAUGAUGAGAGCAGAGGCCUGAAUCUUCUUGAUCCUUAUAAAAAGUAAAAGUAACUGGCAGUGCAUUUUGAGAUAAUGUCACUGUAGAAAAGGAAAAAAAAAAAGCUUUUCACUGUGAAGUACUGUAAUGUCGACUGAGGUUUGUGUCACUCAGCUGCACUUAUAUUUAUAUGUUUUGCUGUGACUCAAGUUGGAUAGUUUUCCUGUGCAAUAUGACAAAUACUCUUGAUAGACAGUAAAUGUCAUAGUUUAUAGCCAGCUGAUUUCUUUGAUCUUUUGAUUGCCACUUCACAAAGAUGACAAAGAUUAUUUUCAUACAUCUUUUCCAUUAGAUCUCCUUGAGUAAAACAGUUUAUGAAGUCAUGCAGAAAGAUACUCUAAUGAUAGGGAAAACACUUAAGAAAAAAUGAAACAUAUACAAUAUUAAUUGGAUCCCAAUCUUCAAGAUUUAGAGAUAGGACAUCCAUCUUUUCUACUAGGCUUGUCUUCUUCUUUCACUCAGAAAGUUUUCCCAAGAGAUAGAAGAGGAAUGUGGCCAUAUAUUCAGUGGUUUUGGGCCUCUGACAGCCUGUCCAAAACGAGAGUUGAUGUCCAGACUAGUUGCAGCACCAGAGCAACCAUUCAAGUGAAUUAACUGCUUGACACAGCCUUAGGAGAUCCAGUGUCUCCAAGCCAUUAUAUUUCCAAAAAUAUGCUCAAUAUGUCAUAGGUAUGCUGAGUACUUUCAACUUGAAUAGUUAUUCCACUCUCCUGUUUUAUCUCCCUUUUCUGCUUAGACUGCAAGUUACAUUUAGGUGGUGGGUAUGUAUUUUAGAUGCAUGUUUCUGGAGGGAGGGAGGAUAUUCCAGAAUGCUUCUGUAACCUGUCAGCUGGAAGAGCAAAUUUUGAAAACCUAGCACGGAGAGGGGGAAAUUAAAAAAUAAUUCUGAACAUGCCCACUAAAGACAUGGAUUAAACCUUUUUUUAACUGCCUUUUCUCCCCUCAUGUCCCUGGGUAGCAUCAGUGCUGAGGGCUGCUGUGUCCAGACUUAAUUUUCUUGAAAAAAUGAGUGCAUCCAGAAAAUGUACAUAGUAAAUAAGAAGUGUGGCCUUUAAUCUUCCUAUGUGAUCUUCGAAUGAAGAGAAUGUGCUGUAGCAUUUCUGCACUGUAACAGAAAAUACAGUCUGGCAAUAGUCAAUAUUGAUAUUUAAUUCUCAGGGAAUGUUUGCUGUAAUUGUUUUAAAGAAAUACUUUUUAUGACCAUAAUGCUAUCUUCUGAUCUUUUAAUUUCAUUUACUGAAACAGGUAGUCAGUGACAACAAUCUUAAAGAUCUGAUAUGUUCUACUUUUAAACUUGCUCCUGUGGAAGAUUUUGUUUCAUGGUAACCCAUAGGUUUCUCCUUGGUUCAAGAAACAUAGUGAUUUACCAUGUUCCAAAGGAGUGGGUUUGCUGGUCUACAAUGUUAUUAAAUUAAUUGUACACCAUGUCUUUGGCUACACUCUUAUAUUCGCUUCCCCAAUUUAGAAACCUUGAUCAAAAAGUGAAUGCAGUGAAAGAUCCUGAGAGUAUCUUUUAAGUAAAAAGUAUCAUAAUCACGGGGUUUUUGUCUUUUAUGGAUGACAUUCUCAUUUUUCCUCUGAACUCUUAUGCAGCUUUGCCUAUAUGUCAGACUACAUGUCAGUAAUGAAGUGAUCUCUUUCUUCCAGCCAAAGUACACAGUACAAGUUUUGCUGCAUAGGCACGGCUGUACUAAGCCUUUCAGUGGUACUGCUCAGUUUUGAAUGUGCUGAGGGUCAUGUGAUGGGGAGUGGAUACAGCUCUGCAUGCUUUCCUUUGUAUGCUUCAUGGCUGCAUUAGACCCUAAUCAAAACAAACUGUUCAUUAAACAUUUUAGAUAGAUCUUUGCCAUUUUAAUCCCAGAAACCAUUAAACAAAAUUUAAACUCUUAGCAAUUUGACACCAACUUGCUCCAUUUUUUUCUCUCACUCAUGUCAUUGCACCUAGGUGAAAUGCAUACUGAGCAUAAAUUGCAUUAAAGGACUACAGUAGCCGAGGUAUCAUAAUAAACUCUUUAAUGUAAUGAACCAUAGAGCUAUUGUUUACUAGGAUCUGUGCCCCACCACUAGGUCAAAACUUUUUAACAGGGUCCACUUACAAACUGAGCAUCCACUGCUGUAUUUGGACACAAGAGCAGCCUGUGUGAGGGAAGUACCUUCACUGCUGUGUUACCUCAAAUGCUUUCUAUCUAUUGCUUUAUCCAGUUCCUUCCCUGAGAUGCAGAAGAAUUCAUCUUUCUGAGUGUGGAGUGGUGAAGAGGCAGUACUGGGCCUGGCCUGAAUCCAUGUUGAGAAGAAAGUUGGUUUGGCAAGGGACAGCACAUUCCACUUUGUUCCCCCUUGCUGUGUAUAGACAAGGCUAAAAUUAGGAGUACCAUUAGAGAUGUUGCAAGGGAAGCUGGCUUGGCAACACAGCUGAGUUCCAAGGGAUAGGAUAUGGUACCUGGGACAUGGACUCUUCAGUUCUCAAAUGUCAUAUUAGUGCAGCCUCACCUUGAGUACUGUGUGCAGUCCUGAAGGACCAUUUAAGAAGGACAUGAAGGUAGUUGAAUGUGUCUGGAGGAGUGCAACAAAGCUAGUGAAAGGGCUGGAAAGUAUGUCCUGUGAGGAGGAGCUAAGAACUAUGGUGUGUCUCAUUUGGAGAAAAGGAGUCUGAGAUAGGAAUGAUGAAUGCAAAUGAACCUCAUAGUUCCCUACAGCUUCCUGAGGAGGGGAAGCAGAGGGUGAGGUGUUGAGCUCUUUUUCCUGGUAGACCUAGUGAUGGAACAUAUGGGAAUGGCUCAAAACUUGCACCAGGGGAGGUUUAGCCUAGACAUUAGGAAGUAUUGAUUUCCAAAAGGGUAGUCCCACACUGAAACAGGCUUACUAAAGUGAUGGUCCAUGCCCCAAGCCUGUCAGUGUUUUAAGGGGCAUUUGGAAAAAACCCUGAACAACGUGCCUGGAAGUGGUCAGGCAGUUGGACUAGAUGAUCCUUAUAGUGGCCUUCCAGUAACUGAAGGGGCUACAGGAAAGCUGGGAAGGGACUAUUUACAAGGGCACGUAGUGAUGGGGCAGGGAGGAAUGGCUUAAAACUAGAAGAGGAGAGAUUUGGAUUGGAUGUUGGGAGGAAGUUCUUCACUGUGAGGGGGGUAAGACAUUGGAACAGGCUGCCCAAAGAGGCUGUGGGUGCCCACUGCCUGGAAGUGUUCAAGGCCAGGUUGUAUGGAGCCUUCCUAUGCAGGGGUGUUGGAACUAGAUCUUUAAGGUCACUCCCAAACCAAACCAUUCUAUGAUUGUAUGAUCCAACUGAAGUAGUCUAUUCUAUUGAAAUUUUUAUCCUUCUGAUAGGCUUGUUUUUCUUUUUCAGUUGGUAAAUUACUUAGCCCCCAAUGCAGAACUUUCAGCCUGAAAAUUUCCCCUGCAAUGUCAGAGACUCACUUCUCUAGUGAUAAUUUCGCUGGCUAGGAGACAAAAUUAUUUCUUCCAGAGGUUACGGUUAGGUGGAAUCCUAAUUACUACAGUAUUUCCAGAAAGCACAGUUAGAUUUUUUUUUACAUCUGCACUGACUUGGCAGAAGGAGCUUUUUUUACUUCCAUGUGCAAACGCCAUCACCGUGAUCCACGCAUUCUGUUGAAUUGUGCUGUGUGGACUUGGGAUGAGCCCAAGUGGGGGCUGGUAUAAAUGUAUUGGCACAGUUCUGCAGUAGGCUUUGAAGCCAAGCUUGGUCUCCAGAAAGCUUAAUGAGUUUCAGCCUUUAAACACCUCAGUAUUUCCAGCCACUUAACUGUGAGUUUACAUUUUGUGCUGCAGUGCAGCUGCUGAAGGCCCCCAAGGUGGAGCACCCCAUGACACCAAGGAGGUCAGCACAAGUGAGAUGUUAUUUUGCCCGAAGACUUCUGGGUUUUAGUCCAUACUUUCUUCCCACCCUGAAUUAGCAAAGGUUAAGCUUUGAAGUAUUCUGAUUGGCUCUUGUGACUGAGACAGAUGGGUAUUACUUUGACCUUUUAAAAUGUGGCAUACACACAAAAGUCUUGGGGUUGUUUUUCAGUGUUUUAAUAUUUCAAUCAGUUGAGUUUUUGAUCAAUUAAAAGGUAAGUACUCAAAUAUUAUUAAAACUGAAGAUUUACAUGUUAAAAGAAGGGGAAAAUAGAACUGCCUUGGUAAGAAAAAGCGGGAGAAUAAAAUGGAAAAUUAACUAUUGUGGAAAAUAACUAGGGAGCACUUAGAGUCAAAAGGGGAAAAGCCAAUUUAAAAUUGUAAACAUCAGGAGAAUCCUCCCAUAGGUUCUGUAAUGAUGUAAAAGAGAAGGAGUGAUGAAGGAAUAGAGAGUUUUGGGUCUCGUGAGUGUUACAGUGGUCAUCACAAGGUCAGUCUUGUUUUUGCACUAAUGUCAGGAUCUGUAAUGGGAAUGGAUAAA
Molecule: messenger RNA, 5771 nt
Organism: Calypte anna (Anna's hummingbird)
Lineage: Eukaryota; Metazoa; Chordata; Aves; Apodiformes; Trochilidae
Gene: PEX7
Product: peroxisomal biogenesis factor 7
Exons: 10
Coding region: 70-1044 (324 amino acids)
Biological process (GO): protein import into peroxisome matrix
Cellular component (GO): cytosol; peroxisomal matrix
Molecular function (GO): protein binding
Source: RefSeq, a predicted model, not a curated record